UUUUUUUUUUUUUUUCUUCGGCGUUUUCGUUUUCCCCGAGCAGCGUGGGGGCGGGAGGAGAGGGCUGGGGGACGUGUGGGAGCUGCCUUCUGCGCCAAGGUGCAGCCCGGCGGCGGCGGGAGGAUGCGAGCCGAGGGCGGCCGGGCGGCGGAGCAGCAGCAGCAGCAGCAGCAGCAACACCAGCAGCAGCAGCAGGAGCAGCAGCAGCAGCAGCAGCUACCUGUGUGGCCCGGGCGGCCGCUGCCGGGACCUGCCGGGGACAUCGCCAUGUGAAGGGGCAGACCCCGGGCCGGCUCUCCACCCCGCCUCGCUCAAUGGGAGGUUUGUUUUAGGGAGGACUCACCCCCUCCCUUCCCAGCCACCCCCCUCCAACCCCCCCCCCCCAACAAGGGCUGAGGAUUAUUUGGGGAGCUGGUGGCGGUGGAGGCGGCCGUGGCGCACAGCAGAUCUAACUGGCCUCACCCAGACAAUGCUCCCAAAGACUGUAUGAUAAUUUCUGGCAGCUGCGAGAGGAGGCACAUCGGGGUCCGUGCAGCAGAGGAACAGGACCGGGGGGCUGAGAACUUCCUCCUGCCCACGUGGCAGGGCUACCAGGUGCGUGGCAGACCCGCAGCGCGAGCCAAGUGCUAGCCUUCAGAAAGCCAGCAGGGACGGAGGGCCGCCCUGAGGCACCCCGGGCACGGGAGGAAGAGGAGCAGCGGCAGCAUGGAUAAGGACAGCACAAACCUGGCUGACCAGCAGUAUGAGUGUGUGGCCGAGAUCGGCGAAGGAGCCUACGGGAAGGUGUUCAAAGCCCGGGACUUGAAGAACGGAGGCCGCUUCGUGGCGCUGAAGCGGGUGCGGGUGCAGACCAGCGAGGAGGGGAUGCCGCUGUCCACCAUCCGAGAGGUGGCAGUUCUGAGGCACCUGGAGACGUUCGAGCACCCCAACGUGGUCAGAUUGUUCGAUGUGUGCACCGUGUCACGAACAGACAGAGAGACCAAGUUAACAUUGGUGUUUGAACACGUGGACCAAGACUUGACUACUUACUUGGAUAAAGUUCCAGAGCCUGGAGUGCCUACUGAAACUAUAAAGGAUAUGAUGCUUCAGCUGUUUCGGGGACUGGAUUUUCUGCAUUCACAUCGUGUGGUGCAUCGGGACCUGAAACCCCAAAAUAUCCUUGUAACCAGCAGCGGGCAGAUAAAGUUAGCUGACUUUGGCCUUGCACGAAUCUACAGUUUUCAGAUGGCUCUUACCUCAGUGGUUGUUACUUUGUGGUAUAGAGCGCCUGAAGUUUUGCUUCAGUCCAGCUAUGCAACACCGGUUGAUCUUUGGAGUGUUGGCUGCAUAUUUGCAGAAAUGUUCCGUCGAAAACCACUCUUCCGUGGAAAUUCAGAUGUUGAUCAACUAGGAAAAAUCUUUGAUGUAAUUGGACUCCCAGAAGAAGAGGACUGGCCUAAUGAUGUUGCCCUUCCAAGAAAUGCUUUCGCUUCCAGACCCGCACAACCUAUUGAAAAAUUUGUACCAGAUAUUGAUGAACUGGGCAAAGACUUGCUUCUCAAAUGCUUAGCGUUCAAUCCAGCCAAGAGAAUAUCUGCCUAUGUUGCCCUGUCUCACCCAUAUUUCCACGAUCUGGAGAAAUGCAAGGAGAAUCUGGACUCUCACAUGUCAUCCAGCCAAAACUCCAGUGAGGUGAAUGCAUCAUAAUGCUGACUGAAGAUGAAUCUAUAAAUGAACAAGACAUGUAGCUGACAAGGCCACUGACCCAUAUAAAACACAUAGCUGUUCGAGUGAAGAUCAUUAUUUGGAGGUUUUAAACACCUAUCUUUUAUUUUGGGAUUGUGAUGUGCUUAUCCAAGGAAACCAAUCUAGUUUACUUUCAUCAGAGCGAUGCAAGGAACAGGGUUUUGACCUGCUCCCAUUGCAGCUUUAUGUUUGUUUUGUUUUUGUUUUGUUUAUCUACCUGGGAAAACUCCAGACGAAGAGAAGCUGCUGACCAGUUUUGCUGCCAUUUUAUCAUUUUAAUAUUGAAUGCUGCCAGUGUGGAGUAGGAUGAUCAAGUCACUGCCAAAACAUGAUGCAAUCUCUCUCUCUAGCUGCUGAAGCAUGAUUUGGUACUUUUAUUAUUAUUAUUAUGUGAUCUCUUAAAGUGAUAUUUAAAGGAUGGCAUUGAAAUAUCAGAUCUCUGCAACCUGCAGUUAACUGAUACAUACAUUAAUACAUCCAGUUACUGUGCAUCGUAGAAUAUAUGCAGGUGCUUCCCCAGUUGAAAACUUGGAUGGAUUAUUUUAUCAUUUAAUUGCUCUAUAAAAAUAAUAGUGAUGAUGGUGAUCAUAAUAAAUGUCUCAACUUUUAGUUUUUUUCAUACACAAACAAGUUACUAUCCAGUUAAGUUUGUGUGCAUGUUUCAAAAGCAAGUCUUUUAAAGAAACUUACAGGAUCCCAUUCUUAAAGAUCCAUUCAAUUUCCACAUAGGUUAUGUUGGAAUACAUGCACAUUCUAGCCCAUCAUCUAACCCAUCAUUCCUCCCUGGAAACAGCUGCAGGCACAUUUUCUCUAUCUCGUUCUGAAUUUUCUGAUAUGCAGCUCAAAGACAUGAGCAGAGCCAAUGAAAAUGAAUACAGGUUUGUGCCUUGAACUUGUUCUCAUUAUCAGCUGAAAAGGAACACAGACAAAAUAUUUCCAGAUUAGAAGCAGAGAAUCCUAUACCUGUAAAGAAGUACAGGUGUUUAUUUGUGCUGAAUUGCAUGCUGUGUACUGCGCUGCCUUACCUGCAACACCCCCCAUGCAUCACAAGUGCAUGAACGUUACUGUCACAAAAUCUCUCAGAUGUCAUUUAUUAAGAAGACUUGUUUUCUAUGCAGAAAUGCAUGAGCUUCUCUCCUAAACCACCAUGUGGGUAUACUGGCACAUGCUUCUCCGCUAGGGCUAAUGUGCCAUUAUUGAAUGUCAAAAUAACUGAGCAAUUCACGUGUCUUUAUAGCACAGUUAUAUUAAAUAUUACAUUAAUUUUUUUUUAUAUUUAGUACUUUUACCUUAACUAAAAUAUAUUUUCAGUAUUUUAAAAAGAAACUUUUAUUUUUUUAAUACUGUACUGGGAAAAAAAAAGAAGUAUUUUGAAUCCAUAAAAGCUGUUCCCUAGCAUGAAUUCAGUGCAUUUACCUGGAUAUGACUUGGGGGGAAAAUUGGUCCGAGUUAGCCCUUACCAUGAAUAUAUAAAUACACACUAUUGCAGUAUAACUGAUGAUAUUCUAUGAUUCUAUGAUCCUAUAAGUGAGGCAGCUAACUUUGCUUACUCCUAUGAUAGUCCGUUAGGCUACUCUCUUCUUCAUCUCUACUUCAUCUUGUCUAGCUACUGAGCCAGCAUCAUACCCUUCCUCACAGCAUGCUUGGCAGAAGCAGGUCCUGAGCACUGGGUUGAGCAAUGUAUUUUUUCCGGAUCUGGCAAGGGAACCUGUAGCUGUCUCCCUGGCAGGCUUCUCAGACCUGUGGCAUACUGGCUGUUGUGGUGGACUUCACUGUUAACUCUGUUUCAGGUAUCUGCACUAUCUGGGACAUGGUCCAUUGCUAAGAGAGUGAGUAGAUCUUACCAGUCUCUUGGAUAAAGCUUUUCUUUACUGUUAGACGCUUAACCAUGCGACUUAUGGUUAAAUUAUUCAAAUAGGAGAGGUUUUAAAUGGACCACUUGCAUGCAUGCAUGCAUGCAUUGGCCUGUGCUUUUCUUCAUGCCCAGAAUGAUAUGUACUCGAAACCUACCAGCAUGAACAGGCAAGUCGCAAAUUAGGCCUGGCAAGAGCAUGUACGAGGCAUCCACACACAGAGAUAAUACAGAUGCAUAGCACAAGAAUUUUGGAAGCUCUGCAAGUGGCAAGCUGAAGGCCAAGGAGCGGUCACAGCAGCUAACUCCUCUAAUCUUGGCCUCGUUUCUGUCGUUCUCUUCUCUCCUACACCCAAAGAGAAUGGCAAACCCACUGCACUGGUGUUGAACCAGCCCUAUUCCUCCAUGGUUUGAUGGACCCGAGUGUGAAUAGGUUUUUGACAUUCAUGGGAAAAGAUAGGCCAGAAUGAAUUGUUUAUAACAAUUUUAAAACACUAAUUAGAACAAACAGAGCCAACAUUUAGGAGAAUCUUGCCAGAGCAACAAAUAGAAAAGUUUUCUACAUGGUUUAGCACUUUUUAAAAUAUUCUGGAUUUUACCUGCCACCAAGCUAUCGUACAUGUUAUAUCAGGGCAUUCAGCUGGUGUGGCUUUCCAGCAGCUGUCAGGGAACUUUCCCAGAGCUCUCCAAGAGCUAACAUAGGGUAAAAAUGUGUGUGUUUGUGUGUGUGUGUGUGUGUGAGAGAGAGAGAGAUUUCUGAUUGUAAGCAAAUUAUUAGGGUGAAACAAAAAGAGGGAAGUUAACACUUUAAGCCAAAGGUUGCUUAGUGUGGGCCCAAGAACUAACGAGAAUAUGGAAAUUGCAAGAAAGUAAACUACUGGAGCAGAAUUUACCAAUGCAUGGUAUCAGAAGUAGAGCUCAAGAGAGCAGCAGAGAAAAGCAGGAGCUGGCCUAUGGAAUCAGAAGUAGAGCCUCUGCAACGUGGUGCUGUAUGUUGUCUAAUAUAGGAUCAGGUUAUAAGUGGGAGUAUUCAGGAGAAAGAUUGGAAGAGGUUGCAUUAAUUUUUGGUUCUGCGACAUCCUUCCGGUGGGAAUGGCAGCAAGAAAAAAGGAAAUCUGUCUUGACAGGGUUAGGGUAAAGAUCUUUUUUUCCCUUGUGGUAGCAAGGGACUGGAUUCAAAGGCAUAAGGACUUUUCAAAUGACCUCCUUUUCAAAAUCUUUUCAGGAAGAAAUUCCAGUAGUCCUCUCUGACAUGCCUUAGGCUUCAUCUGAUUCCCAUUUUCCCUGCCAAGCCAUGAGGCUUCACUUACACUAGUAAACUGAGGAGUCCUGUUCCCUGGCUGGGCAAAGUGCUGGCACUGGCUGAAAGCAUGCUGGGAAUCAUGCUAAUAAUGAGACAGUACAGAGACAGCUGUGGGACUGCUCAAGCCAUGCCCUUGCUCUUUUUAUUUCACUGGUAUAGCUGUAGUCUUGAAGUUUCUGUACUCAUUACUGCUGUAUGUGUAGGAUGUAGGAAUUAUACAUGUGAAAAAAUUGCUCCUUUUCACAGAUAUUCCAGACUGAGAUGACAACUCUUCGUACACCCUUUAAAUAACACUUUUGAGUGCAGUUCUUCACAAUAACUAUGCCCGUACGUAUAUGUUCUAGAGGACUGGUUCAACAGCAGCUGAAAAACACUGGCAAAAAAUAUAUUAAAAGUAGGGUUAAUUGCUUAGCUCCUAAAACACCCACAAGCAGACUCUGUGCUCUACUCACUAGACAACAGGAUGUUCUGAGUAACAGACGGAGCAAUUUCCAUCUCCAACAAACCUUUUUUUUUGUCACUGCUACAUAAUUCUGCAGGAAAAGCAGACCCAAUAGCCAAGGAAAAACAUCACCAAAGCCAGGUAGUGAAGUGCUAAGUGCUGAGCCAUAGCAAUAUGCCUGGAGCAGCCGCUUUCUCUCUUCACCCAGUCCGCACACUCAGUCUAGCUCUCCAGUUCCUCUCUCUCAGCACCCAUAUGGAAACCAGAUUUCAGUGACACUCGAAGGUGCUAUUUCCAACAAGAUUCUUACAAAUUUUCAAUAGCUACACAGUGCCAGUGUCCCUAUGCCCCUGUUACUGAGCGUUGCUUAUUUUAGUCCAUCAGCCCAGAAGGGAUGAUUUAAAAAGAAUCUCUUUGUGCACCUCCUCGCUUAACCUUAGUUUUGUGUACACCUGUGUUGUCUUCUGUGUGACAAGUAAAAUUCUAAAAAUAGGCUUUGUGCAUAUUUCUGUGUAGGCUGUGCCCACACUCCAUUGUUUUUUCAGCACAUUAGUCUACUGUGGGAAAUGUUAAAAGUACCUUUCCCUCUUGUUUCUCUAUUAAAACAGACCAAAUAAUUAGGAUAUCGUAUUUGCAAAACUUUGAAAUUGGGUGCUACAUGUAUAGAGCCUUUCACAUGCAAGAAAACAGCAAGUUAUGGUAUUUGAGCAUGUCCUGCAUGAGGGAUGGUAUCCAGCAAUGUAACUUUUACAUGGUUUUCAUACUUGAAGGUCGUUUUGGAGAAUAAGACGGAAAUACUGUGCCAUGCUACUUUUCACAAGUUCACUCACUGUCUUUGAGAAGCACGUUUUAUCAUACAAAGGGAUAAUUCUCUCUGGUAUUAGAAUCAUAGAAUCAUUAAGGUUGGAAAAGACCUUCAAGAUCAUCUGGUACAACCCUACCACCGAUAUCACCCACUAAACCAUGUCCCUAAGCACCACAUCCAACCUUUCCUUGAACGCCCAUUCCAAUGCCUGACUGCUCUUUCUGAGAAGAAAUGUCUCCUAAUUUCCAACAUAAACCUCCCCUGGCGCAACUUGCGGCCAUUCCUUCUAGUCCCAUCACUAGUUACCUGUGAGAAGAGGCCGACCCCAGCUCCCCACAUCUUCCUUUCAGGCAGUUGUAGAGACCAAGAAGGUCUCCCCUGGGCCUCCUUUUCUCCAGACUAAACAACCCCAGUUCCCUCAGCCGCCCCUCACAGGACUUGUGUUCCAGGCCCUUCACCAGCUUCGUAGCCCUUCUCUGGACAUGCUCCAGGGCCUCGAUGUCCUUCUUGUACUGAGGGGCCCAAAGCUGAACACAGCACUCAAGGUGCGGCCUCACCAGAGCUGAGUGCAGGGGGACGAUCACCUCCCUGGUCCUGCUGGCUGCACUGUUCCUGGUACAAGCCAGGAUGCCGCUGGCCUUCUUGGCCACCCAGCCAAUUUUAUUAUGGAAAAUACAGAGAAAACAUGCUGGUUUGGUCCUUCAGCCAACAAACUUGAGCACUUAUCUGACUCACAACUGAAAACACAUCAGUUGUUAAAUAUGUUUAUGAAUCAUAAACCACACGGUUUGGUUUAAAAGUCGACAUUAAUUAUGUGCCAUGUAUAAUACACAGCUGAAUAAUGAGGAAGUUUCUUCUAAGAACUCUGUUUUAUAGAACCACUUUGUUAGUAUUUUUCGUAUGCAAUAGUUUCAGGAAUAGAUGGAUUUUUAUGUACAAUGUGAAUUAGAAGAUACUAGACUAUUAGAGUGAUCUGUUGUUUUAUGCUUGAAGCUUGAACUGAUCAGAAGCUUAGGAAACUAAUGUAUUUAUUGUAUUGCCUCAAAACUGCUUCUAAAUAUGAAGAGCUUUCUUGAUGUUAACAGGAUUUCACUCUUCUCUUAAUGUGUGAUUUUGUUGACAUUAGCAUAUUAGGAAAAAAAAUGUUUUUCCAAACUGCAAUUGUGGGAGAAAAAAUAAGAAAUUUAUUUUUAAAUUCACAGAGAAUAGCAUGUUAUAUAUUGAAAUCUUCAGUAACUGACUGUUCAUAAGCUAUCACUUUUCUUUUUGAUUGCUAAGUAUUAGAGUUAUACAGAUAAUUUCCAUGAGGAAAAAAUUCAGAAACAAUCUCUAGAAAAGUAAGUGGGAUUUCAUAGGCCUAAUGAUACCUACCAGGUUUCAUUAUCAUAUCCAUUUUUUUAUGUGUGCAAAUACAGUUGAGGUGUGCAAAAGUAUGACUACAAUUUGAACAAUUUAACAGGCUGUGCAACUCAAAUAGGAAUUCUAUCUGUGAGCUAUUUAUUUUAUUAUAUCUCUGUUUUGUGAAUUGUUAAAUAAUGACUGUAAUAUAAUUCCAGUUUCUGGACCAAAUCAGUAACCAUCAAAUCCCAGUAACUUCUGUAAAACAAUAAGAAGCUUUUUCAUUGAUUUAAAUGAACUAAGCCAUUGAAACAAGAAAGAUGUGGACAUACAAACUGACAAUUAUACUUUUGGCAAGUGUUAUUUAUUCCCUUUAGUCUGAAGCUUCACAUGUAUUACAUACAGAUAUGCAGUAUAUACAUGACAAAAGAACCACAAAAUACACUUAGGAAUAGUGUGCACAAAAAUGGCUCAUUAAGUGCUUGCAGAAACUAGCUAAAUAUCAUUCUUUUAGGUAUAGUAAAUGUUGCAUGUUUAUCUUGCAUGGGUACAGAAAGCAAGAGAUUCUGAUAUGGCUAUUUUGAUACUUGGUGAUCACGGUAGAGUAGAUUGUUUCCAGAGAAGAUCAGACAAAAGAUACUGCCUUUAAAAAAACUGACAUUAGUAAGGAUGAAACAAAAAAAAAAAGAUUUCAAGGAACUAUUGGGAAGGUACUUCUGGGAUAAGGGAAAAGGAGAGUAUUUAUAAAGUGAGAAAUGUAAAUACAAACAAUGUGUAUUAAAUAUGCAUUGAAACUGAUACUCUUUCACUGACUUCUCAAAGUUGAUAGGGUUUUAAGGAAGAAUCCAGGUAUGAACUUAUUCUAAUUAGCAUUUUAAUGUUCAUUUGCACUAAAGCUACCUAUACUAUUUGAAAGGAGAAGGGAAAGCAGGUAAUGUUUACUUUGGUGAUGUAUACACGGAUAUGCUGUAAAGCUCUCAAGCUCUCUGUCCAUUUUUGAGCGUGCUAUAUUUUGCAUCCACACUAUUUAGCUUUCUGCACCUUAAACCCAACCAGAUGCCAGGCAAAUUUUCUAAUGUUUACACUGAUACUUGCUCCCAUUGACAUGCUCAUGUUAAGCCCGGCCAAGCAGCACUGUCUUUGCUUCCUUCAUGCAAUUACUUCUGAAGAGAUUGUAGUUAACAGACUGUAAUAUGCAACCUUUCCUCUUAUUCCAUGCUUCAUACAUUUGACAUGUCAUUAAAUCAUCAGCCCUACCCUAAUCAUAUAUAAUGUUAUUAAUCUUCCCAAAACUUGUUACUGCUGCUGGCUAUGCCCAGCACUCUGAGCUGCACAGUGUGCUGUUCCUGUAGAUGCAGAAUUAAGCCAUGUUCUGCUGUAUGUUCCUGCCAUGCAUUAAUGGUAGGAGGCAGCUACCAUUUUCUAGUGACCUUUCUUCCUUUUAUAAACCUUUGUGGGACUAUUUGUUUGUUUAUGUUCUUGAAUGUUAGGAUCUAUUUUGAGUAUCUAGAUGAGAGAGGAAAAUUGCAAAGUGCUGCAAAGAUAGGAAAAAUGGAUAGAGAUAGGAGAAUUCAGGACAAUUUGGGAAAGUGAAUUUGAAUAUGUGGAAAAGUUAUGUAUAAGUGUAGGGGGAAGACUUUUUUCCAUGUUUUUUUGUUUUCUCCUGUCAUUCACUUUCAGAGGCCUAAGAUGAUAAAGCAAUGCUCUUGCACAGGAUUUUAGCUCCAGAUCCUUAAUGUGCUAACUCAAAUCAUGAGUGCUGGUGCAGUUUUUCAAGACAGCAACAGCUGUAUUUUUUAAAUCAGAUUUUGUAUAAGUGAGAGAUUUUUCUAUGUAGAUAUAUUAAAAAAAAAAAAAAAAAAAGGCUGUUGAGACAGCUUGAAAGCAGACUAAUCUGGCCAUACAGACACAGCCUGUAGUUCAGCUGCAGACAUGAAGAAUGUAUCACUAAGGGCACCCAUUAGUGUGAAGUAUCAUUGUGCAUUACAAGCUGACUCCUGCAGCAAAUUGAAAAUUCUUUGCCAAUCCAAAAUGGCAUGUGUUUGAGCACUUGGAUUUUAAUGAGAUUAUCCACAUGCAGAUUUGGCUGGAUCAGUCCAGGUGGUUCACUGCCUUGCAGGAGCAAGUCUGAGAGCCUGUUAGACACCCAGUGUAAGUGAUGCUGCAGAACUGUCUGCCAGGGAAAAGGGAGUCUUUUCAUCGGUUGUACAGCAGGAAUGGAGCUUUCCAAGCUGCUGUGCCAGCCUCAGAGCUACUGUUAACUAUUGUUGUGCCGCCUCCAGAAAUAGGCAGCACAGAAAUAGGGAGUACAAGGUCUGUGUAGGUUUAGUUCAUGUGUAUGGGUGACAUGGCAAGUGAUAGCACAGAGCGGCUUAUUUUGGUCCUUCCAUUAAAUAUGAGCAACUAGGCUUGGCACAGAGACAAAUUUUGCAGUUCUAGGAAUAGGAAGCCUUUAAUUCUACACUGUACUUCUCUGGCAUUGGUGAUAUAUAUAUAUGUAUAUAGUGAUAGAUCACCCAGCAGCUUAUCGACUCCUUUCCUUAUUCCAGAUCAUCCUACUGUAACACCAAAAGUAUACCUGGAGAUCCUAGUCCUUAACAGCCUUUCAACACCCUGCUUCCUCUUACUGUGGCAACACUUGGUCACCUAUCACUUGUAGCUGACCUUGCUCAGCCACUCAAAAACUGUGAGCUAAAUUACUAUCUUGUGAUUCUGCAGCCCCCCAGUUUGCAGGCAGACAGUGAUGUCUUCUCUCAUUUUCCCUUGCUUCUCAUUAGGAGUUGAGAAUUGAUACAGAAGAACAUAGCAAAGUGUUUGUUAUUUUGACACUCUUUGGCUCAAGCAAAGACAUGAGCAGGUGUAGAUUAGAUUGAACAUAAUGUGUUUGAUCAGCCAAAACUAUUUUGGAUUCAUAAGAUUAUUUAGUAAGUAUAGAAGGUCGCUGGACAACUGUCUGUGUAUGUUUACAAGAGCAGCCAGUGAUUCUUCUGUUAUAUGAAGUUUUUAAAGGAUACAUACAAGACUAACAAUGCCAGCCUCCUUCUGCUCACCCCUUUCCCCUUCUUCUUCCCAGAGAUCACUGUUCCCAGGGAGAUGUCUUCUCCCAGAAUGAGUCAGAGCACCUAGGAGAAAGACCUUCUCUGUAUGAGGGUCCACAAGUUUCAAGACGGCAUGGGCGCGUGCAGGCAAUCAAGCUCAUUCCUUUGCUCAUGCUAUGGCAGAUAUGAGUACAGAGCCUUGCCACAAGUACUAGGCACAGUCAGACCAUGACCCCAAUAUAUUCUCCUGAGAAAAAGUGUUUACAGGAUCUGGAGGGGAUAGUAUGCUUACUGUUUCUAUAACAGUGGACAGAGUUAAGAAGUCCCCUAGGAGACCUCUCUCACCUUCCUAAAGGAUGACUGUGAACUCUGGGCAUACGGUGGGAAAGGACAAAGUGCUUUACUCCAGGUGGAUGAUGAUGUAUCUCCAACAGCCACCCUACAGAGUUCAAAAUAAAGCCUGGGUCUACAGCCUGCUAGUUAAAGUGCUUUGCAAUCCUUUUGCAGCAAGACCCAAAAUCCAUCAGGAUUUUUUUGCAGGGAGUUUAUCCUGGAGUCCCUUGCAACAAAGGGUGGCUGUAACUAUGGGUUGGGACUACAACGAAAAGUACAUCAGACUUUGGAUGCUGGCAGGAAGUUUGCAGAUGCAGUGCUCUACAAGGUGGCUUAUACAAGCUCGGUGGCAAUGAGCUUGUCCGAAGUACUGAUUGCCAUGCACAUUUUGAACUGAAGAUACCUAUUGUAACAUAAUAGAAGAGCUGCAAUGUCAUGAGAUUAGAGGCUCAAUGGAUAGAAGUAGAACUGUGAGCAGCAGGGACUGCAAAGGUUGCUCUGUCCUUUCCUUUUUCGCCCUAUAUGUCUGUCAACCCAGUGGUUUUCCAGCUGUUUUCUUUUGAUGUGAUUCACCUCCACCACCUCCAUUGCCCUUCCUGUUGUGCAUAAUAAGUUGAAUAGAAAAGCAUUACUCUAGAUUACUAGAUCAAAACCAGAGUAGGUCAGCACUGUCUAAAAAUUUGGAUCAUUCUCUGGUGGUUGGUAUUAAAUGUAUCAAUUGUCUCAGUUUAGAUUCCAGCAAAUAAAACCCAGUAUCUGUGACACCUUCCUUAUAUUCAGCACCACUUAAUAACCUUGCUGUCAUUCUCUGCAGUGUUCAAAAUCUCUUUUCCUAGAGAUUGAACUUCCCUCCUACAACCCAUUUAUAGUCACGACAAUGUGGGCUAAAGAAGUUUACCUUACAGCGGUGCUUUUUGGUAAGGAAUGAGAGCCAGUUCCCGUGGAAAAGGAUCUAAACAAGUCUUGAGGAAUCUUAGCCGUGCAGUCUUUUACAGGCAAAGCAGCCACUUCUGUUACAGCAAGAAGCUCAUUUUAAAAUACUUAAGAAAGAGAAAAUAUAAAGUCGCCUUUUAUUUUUCUGAUAGAAUCUGUUUUCUACACAAAGCUGUAUGUUUUUGGCACUGAAAGCAAGCCCACAGACACCCAUUUAUUCUUUCCUUUCCAGUAUUUAAGUCCUCUGUAAAUUCUUUUCAAGCAUUCAGAUUAAUGUAUUUAUGGUCCAUUUCAUUCCAACUCAUUUAAGUGGUCUACUUCUGCCAUUGAAUCUUGUAUGGGUUUUAUUUUUCAUGUAAUAUUUAGGUGCAUUACUUUGAACAGCUUUAAAAGUAUAAUGUCUUUGAAUGCUCUAGUUAAAGAGAAAUUAUACCUUCAAAAUGAUGUCUUAGGAGUUGAACUGUAAACUUUGGAAAUGUUUAUAUUAUAACUCCUGAAAGCACCACAGAGAGCUUUCGUCUGUAUGUCUGUCUUCUGCUUUCUGUGUAAGAGUGUAUGUUCCUCACCAGCUUGAUACUCUUCAGUCUGAAAGCCUGAGUAUGCAAAGACAUGAAUAUGGUGCCUCACCUGAGCAGUCCCACAGAGCUGAGAGGGGCUACUCACAUGACUAGAGUUGCUCACAAAAGUAUUUGCAGAAAAAGGCUUUCGUUUAGUGAUCGGUUGUAGUUGUGGGGACACAUGGUUAAUAACAGCACCGAGACACCCAGAAAUGGGGUCAGUGUUUAUUGAAGAUGUGGACGCAUUUAUCUGUGAGUUAUUUGACAUUAACCUAAAUUAUUGCUAUUAUAAUUCAGUAUAUUAUUUCUUAUGAAAACACACUAGUCCUGUGAAAAGGUUAGUUGCCAAAAAAUGUGUCGAGUCUUGCUGCUUAGUUGUUUAUUUGCAUUUAGUAUACAUUUUGGUUGUUGAAGUGAAGCUAGUUUCAUAGAGAGGCAGAAAGCUAGAUCAGUCAAAAAAAAAUUUAAAUAAGCUUCAUACUGUACCUUGAGUUCUGCAACUAGAAUAGUAUGUGUGUUCAGAUGUAGUAUUUUUUAUGCUUUAGGGUAUUUUUGUUUGUUUAAAUAUGUAAAAGAUUAAGCAGAUUACUUUGAAAUGCUAUUGUAGAGCUAAUUUUACAAAUAGUGGGAGAAUGUUGUCUGAAAAAUUAAAAUUAGAAAAUAUUACAUAGGCUGCCUUUGGCUUUAUUUUGUUUGUAGCAGUUCCAGCAGGUAUCUGUCAAUUCCAGACACUUAAACCAGGGGCCAUGUUUGAGUAGCAUCUUGUAACUGAAGUACAUUUUGUGCAGCAAUAAAAUUGCCCGUCUGGGCUUUAAAAAAGAUGGUUGGCUAUACAAAAGCACAAAGGCAGCAAAUUUAGAUAUUCUUUUGUGCAUGGACAAUUGCAUGAAAUAGGAUUGGGGUGUCAAACUAUUUUAAAUCAUUUAGUAUAAUUUACUCUCAUUGUAACUCCACUGACUACAGUUAAAUUAAACCAAGUAUUUGACCCUUCAAGUCUACAAAUUUCAGCAUCAGGCAGCUCAGGUCUAUAUAAAGAUAUUUAAGCUUAGUAAAUCAGCAAGAGUACUAUAUAAAUGGUAAUGCGUGACAAAAAUCUUAACUCUAAUAACAUUAUUUCUCUCAAAAUUCCUAUUCAUUACUUUUGUAUACAGAAGUUCGGAAGUGCACUUCUUAGUGGCAUUGGGAUAUGUGGAGAAAAGUACGAUGCUGGUACAGAAAUGUAUCAGAAAUAAGAUUCACUUCUCACUGCUCCAGACACUCCAUGUGUGCCUUACUUACACGUUACAAAUUCCACUGAAGUUAACAGAACUGUAUAAAGUUAAGCCUGUUUGUAACCCUUACGGGAUUCUUGUUUCAGAAUCUGCAAGAUAAGUUACAGUCGCAAAAGGCAUUAUUAAAACUUGUGCUUUCAGGUUUACGGAAUAUUAUGAACAGUAAGGACAGUUUCUGAGACACUUCCGGAGUAACUUUAUUAAUUGAUAUUACAUCAGGCCAACAUCCAUUAGGAAAUCAAAAUACGCCUCGGUGCCUUUACUUCUUGACUUCUCAGUAUGAUUUUACCAAAAAAAAAAAAAAAAAUCAAAAAGUCAAAACAGCAUCUAAUGCUGUUCGGCUUCUUCUUUUGUGCUCUUUUGGUUUUGCUUUUUGUAAUAUCAUUUGCUCUGGAGAUGUCUAGGACUUGAUUAUUCAAGGGAAACAUGCAAAGCAGUUUCAAAUAUUUUUUUCUUAAUUCACCUUAGAUCACAUACUUUGCUGGUGAAAAUCAGCAUAGUCCUGUUGACUUCUACAGCAUUGUAUCAGCUUACACCAGCAAACAAGCUGGCACCUAGAGUUUUAGCAUUUCAAGUCACUUUACCUACAUAUGCAGUAGGAUUUUAUUUUGCAAGGUGGCAAGUUACCUAACAGUGCAAACUGUACUACCUAGACUACCAUUGAUACCUAUUCACGGGACAUGAUUUCACUGUAUCACUUCAUACUUGAAAUUCAAGAUGUUCUUUUAAUCAGGGUACAAACAUGAAAAGGUGCGUGUGUUACUGUUUCUUUUAAAGGUGCAUCAUUAUUUUUAUUCUGUGUGCUUAAUAAUUACUAUUCAGUGUUCUUUACAUUCUUUUUGUUCAGCAUUAAAAUCACCUCUGUGUGAAAUACAGUAUGACCUACAGAGAUACAUAAAAGUGCAACAGUGAUUUCUUGAAUUGUUACUUAAAUAUGCUGGUUUAGCUUUUGCUCAUACAUAUUACAUCAAGGGGCUACAACAUGCAAACUGUGGUAUAUAAAAAUAUUGCACCAUUGCUGUACAUGAAAUCUUGCAGCCUCUCUCCUCUUCUUGCACAGCUGCUGAUUACCAUAUACGCAUUGGGAAAACUAUGUUUCUGCUGUACAGAAUGGCUGGGAAAUAAUGCAAACACUUUGGAAACUCUAGAGCUCUCUUUGCAAGCUUUCAAACAAAGCCCUUUGAUCUAACUGCAUGCCUGCUCUGUGUCCUAAAUUUCACCCUAUGAUGCUUUCUGCUUUAGGAACACCCUCAGCUGGGGCUACUUUACAUCGACUGCAUUGAAGUUCAUCGGAGCAUAUUCUUUCAAGCAUGCACCUUACCAUAUAACAUAUUCUUUAGCUUUUACAAGUUUGUAAAGAUGGUGGACUGCAGAACUACUCAUGUGUCAAUACAGCAAAAUUAAACUAAGGCACACAGAAGGUUAUCAAUGUUGUAUUAUAUCAGAAUUACAGUCCUUUGGAACUGAACGUUUUGCUGCUGGCAGUGCAAGAGAAGCAAAGUUGUGUAUUUAUUGUUGGGUGCUGAGGGUUCAGUAUGAAAAUCGAUAUAAUAAAAAUGUUCACGGUGUCAGGUUCUUUUUAGUUGUUCCCAAAUUAUUGGAAAGUAAAAAGGCAAGAAAUUUGUUUUGUAUUUAAAACUGCUUUCCUGAAGUUUACUUCACUUUUCGAGCUAUAUUUUUCUUUUAUCUAAAAAUGUAAGAUGAAUACAGAUGCAGUAAGUAUUGUAUAUUAAAGACAGAAAAAUAGCAA
This is a messenger RNA of Cygnus olor (mute swan), 15347 nucleotides long. RefSeq names its product cyclin dependent kinase 6 (gene CDK6). The transcript is spliced from 8 exons. NCBI's taxonomy places the organism in Eukaryota, Metazoa, Chordata, Aves, Anseriformes, Anatidae. Gene Ontology annotation, biological process: regulation of gene expression; regulation of G2/M transition of mitotic cell cycle; G1/S transition of mitotic cell cycle. Gene Ontology annotation, cellular component: nucleus; cyclin-dependent protein kinase holoenzyme complex; cytoplasm. Gene Ontology annotation, molecular function: cyclin-dependent protein serine/threonine kinase activity; ATP binding; cyclin binding. Bases 706 to 1686 code for a protein of 326 amino acids. The record is from RefSeq and is a predicted model, not a curated record.